Molecule: messenger RNA, 893 nt
Organism: Pteropus alecto (black flying fox)
Lineage: Eukaryota; Metazoa; Chordata; Mammalia; Chiroptera; Pteropodidae
Gene: HSCB
Product: HscB mitochondrial iron-sulfur cluster cochaperone
Exons: 6
Coding region: 59-766 (235 amino acids)
Biological process (GO): protein complex oligomerization; [2Fe-2S] cluster assembly
Cellular component (GO): mitochondrion
Molecular function (GO): protein-folding chaperone binding; ATPase activator activity
Source: RefSeq, a predicted model, not a curated record
CGGCCGCUCGCUCUUUCCUCCACAGGUGACCGCGGCGACGAUAGGCCGUGGGCCAGAAAUGUGGGGUGGGAGGACUCGGGCCUUGUCCCGCCUGUGGGGGUUGUGGCCAGCAGGGGUCCUCGGAAGGAGACCACUAAGCUGCAAUGCUGCAUCACUGGAGGGAAGCAACUCCGCCCACUGCUGGAACUGCGGUGGCCCAGGGGGUCCUCUUCCUGGAGACGGGUUCUUCUGCCCGCAGUGCCGUGCUCUACAGCCACCUGACCCCACUCGAGACCACUUCAGCCUUAUGGACUGCAACCGUUCCUUCAGAGUUGACACUGUGAAGCUCCAGCAUAGGUACCAACAACUACAGCGUCUUGUCCACCCAGAUUUCUUCAGCCAGAGGUCUCAGACUGAAAGGGACUUUUCAGAGAAGCAUUCAACCCUGGUGAAUGAUGCCUAUAAGACCCUUCUGGCCCCCCUGAGCAGAGGACUAUACCUUCUAAAGCUCCAUGGCAUAGAGAUUCCAGAAGGAACAGAUUAUGAAAUGGACAGGCAAUUCCUCAUGGAAAUAAUGGAUAUUAACGAAAAACUUGCAGAAGCUCAAAGUGAAGCUGCCAUGAAAGAGAUCGAAUCUAUUGUCAGAGCUAAACAGAAAGAAUUAACAGACAAUGUGAGCAGAGCUUUUGAACAAGAUGAUUUUGAAAAAGCCAAAGAAAUUUUAACAAAGAUGAAAUACUUUUCAAAUGUAGAAGAAAAGAUCAAGUUAAAGAAGAUUCCCCUCUAAUUGUCGCUAAUUUUAAAGUGUAAAAAGUAAAGUUCUUGAAUAUUUCUUUUCUGGUUUCUGCUAAUUAAGACUAGAUAUGUGUUAACUGUUUAUAUCUUCUGAAUUAAACCUGUGGCUCAAGCAUUAA